This is a messenger RNA of Centropristis striata (black sea bass), 2638 nucleotides long. RefSeq names its product forkhead box I2 (gene foxi2). Gene Ontology annotation, molecular function: RNA polymerase II cis-regulatory region sequence-specific DNA binding; DNA-binding transcription factor activity, RNA polymerase II-specific. The transcript has 2 exons. NCBI's taxonomy places the organism in Eukaryota, Metazoa, Chordata, Actinopteri, Perciformes, Serranidae. Gene Ontology annotation, biological process: regulation of transcription by RNA polymerase II; cell differentiation; anatomical structure morphogenesis. The record is from RefSeq and is a predicted model, not a curated record. Bases 310 to 1515 code for a protein of 401 amino acids.
AAUGUGAAGCCAGCAGCGUGUUGUGUCUCUGCAGGAGGUUUUGACAGGGGAAACAUUUGGGAACCACUGACCCACUCUCUGCUGAAUGAGGUGGAACAUGACCACACCUCCUGUUACUCAGUGUGUGUCUAUUGGCUGCUGGGAAUUAUCUGGUGCCUGGAUGUGGCUGCUGUGAAGGGUUUAUAAUAUUAAAACUCCCCAAACUCCUCCAUCCUCUCUGACACUUGUUGCUGCUGCCUGCGCACCGCCGGGAGAGGCCACCUGAACCUCAGCCUUCAGCGUUUCCUUUGGGAUUUCCCGCGGGGAGUGAUGAACUCCAUCGACCCUCAGUCCCAUCACCAGCACCACCACCACACCUCCCCUACCGUCGGCUCGCUCCCACCCAAAGGCGCCCAGGAGGCCCCGGACAUGGCCGCUGUCUACUGCGACAACUUCAGCAGCAUGUACCACCAGCAGAGCCUCCAGGGCGCACAGAGACCCGCCGGGUACGGCCUCGGAGAUUACGCGUCGUCUCCAAACCCGUACCUGUGGCUCAAUGGGCCGGGCGUCAACUCCUCCGCAUCCUACCUGCACGGCAACAACCCGGCGUCGUUCAUCCCGCCCUCCUACGGCUCGCAGCGGCAGUUCAUAACAAACUCACCUGGCUUCGGUGGGCCCGACCUGGGCUGGCUGUCCAUCGCCAGCCAGGAGGAGCUGCUGAAGCUGGUCCGGCCGCCGUACUCCUACUCUGCGCUCAUAGCCAUGGCCAUCCAGAAUGCGCACGAGAAGAAGCUGACCCUGAGCCAGAUUUACCAGUACGUCGCCGACAACUUCCCCUUUUAUAAGAAGAGCAAAGCCGGCUGGCAGAACUCGAUCCGGCACAACUUGUCUCUGAACGACUGCUUCAAGAAAGUGCCGAGGGACGAGGACGAUCCAGGAAAAGGAAAUUACUGGACGUUGGACCCAAACUGUGAAAAGAUGUUUGACAACGGGAAUUUCCGCAGGAAAAGGAAACGACGUUCGGAUCCGAGCAGUGCGGGAGGAGCAGCAGCGACGGCGGCGGCGACAGCGGGGGCCACAAAAGUGGAGGACAGCAGGCCGGCGAUGGCGGCCUCCCUGAAGCCUUCAGACAGUCCCCAGCUCCUGGGGCCGCCCUCGCCAGAGAUGGAGGCGAUGAACGAGAACCACAAGAGCUCGUCGUCGUCCUCGCCGCCCGGACUGGCCUCGGCCGCUCCUUGUUUUAAUAACUUCUACAGCAGCAUGUCAACGCUCAGCUCGGGGGCCCCGAGCCGGCAGGGGUCCCUGGGACUGGUGAACGAGCUGUCGAACAGGAACAUUACGGCCCUGAGCCCGUACCACCUCAACCACGGCGGGCAGGACACGGGGGCGUCAGAGCACAGCGAGGGCUUGCAUUUCAACCGUGGAGUGUACUACAACACAUUUGGCAGCGGGCAGAGCGGACAGUUCAACAGUCACUUCUACAACAGCUUCAGUGUCAACAGCCUGAUCUAUCCCAGAGAAGGCACAGAGCUAUAGGAGCUGUUCUAGGGACUUGCUGCUCAGUGAAAUCCCUCUGAAACACACAAAAACACACGUGCAUGCGUUUCUGCAGAAAGGUCAGAGUGCACGCUGGGUAGCAUCAUAAACACAGCGCUCCCUUCACUGAUCAAUCCACGGAGAGAUUAGAGACUUUGUUUUAGCUAAACUUGAUUUAACUUGACAAGCACUCGAACACCAGCCGGAAAGUCCAACAAAAAAAACGAGCACUUAUCUUUUUCCUUUUUGUUAUUGUUAUUAUAUCAAAGCUCCUACUUUGCUCUUAAUGCUGAAAUAUACCUGCAAAGUAAGGGCACCACUGAACACUUAUGUCUUUUGUAAAAAAAAUUUUAAACAAUCUAUUUUACAUUUUUGGGCAGUUUCAACAACAAAAAAUCUCUAUUCUUGUAGUCAAAGCCACUCUUGAUGUAAAUGUACGUUUGAUAUUUUGCCAAACCUUGCCCAUGUUUCUUUAGAGCGUCCAAAUUCUUACAGUUGAUUACAUAUGUUGAAACUGCUAAUUCAUAUUAAUAAUCAACACCAAUCUGCCAAAGUUGCCUUUGUGAGACCGCCAUUACCUCAAAACAACAAUCAUAUGAGAUGAAAGUGCCCUGAUGUCAAGGGUUUACCUGUAUAUUUAGAUUUCCAAAUGCAGUAACAGUUGAUUUAUGACAAAUAUGAUCCGAGAUGGGGCUUGCCUUAUUUUUAUAUCCAUGUUGACUGAAACCACAGGACUAAGGCUCAUGUAAAUACAUGUGGACUUUAUAAAUGUGUAUUUUUGUAAAUUAUGAAAAAAAUAGUUUGUGACUAUUUAUGCUAUUUAUGCUGAUAGGCAUUGUUUUUCUACUGUUCUCCGAACAUAGUUUGAUUUAAGCAGAAGUGAAUGACAUUAGCUGACAAAACGCGCCGAAAACAGUAUCACUAAAACCCAGAUGUCAUAAAUAUAUAUAAAUAUAUAAAUAUAUUAAAACUAUAUGCUAUAUCAUGGUUUCUCUCAGGAUUCAGUGUGACAAUCAUUGAAUGGCUUUUGUAUCUAUUAUUGUCUUUUUUUAAUCUUUAUACAGUGCAUACAGCUUACAGGCAGUUUCAACUGUGACUAUUAAUAAAUAUCAUGUGGUCUCUA